AUGGGGCCCUUGUGGUGGGGGCUGGUAUGGUGCUGACAUGCUGGGUAUAUAUAUCCAUCCAGGGUCGCCGGGUUUGGAUGGGAUCGUCACUUCUUCCCUGUCUAUUUCCUAACUUUACAUGUUGCCUUUCCUCUCAUGCGCAGUUAAGCCAUCGAUUGCUUUUGACUUCCGCGAGUUUGCUUCGCCUAUACCUCCGAAGCAAGUUUUACCUAGCUGCAUGAACAAAGCCAUUGGGUGAUCCAACGUUCAUCCUACGAGGCAAAUAUCAAUUCUCAAGCACGCACCGGUCAUUAAGUCACGACAUAUCUUCUCAAUAAAUAUUUCGACAUGCAUCCCACUCUUUUUCUCAGUGCCAGCCUGGCAACGAGCUCCAUUGCCGCACCAACGCUCCUACGCGGGCUAACGAAUGUCCUGAGCACACUCACUGAACCAAUUCAAGAUAUAAAGCAACUACUCGACACAUCAACUACAUGCGAUACAUCCCGAAUCUCGCUACCAACAUCAGGAUCCGAUCUGCCCGUUCCUGAUGGCCAGACGCCCAUUUAUGUUGCAGUCGGACGUGGUACACAGAACUAUAGCUGCUCAACAUCUACCUCCGACUCGACCCCCGAAGCCAUAGGAGCCGUGGCAAACCUCUACAAUGUUACUUGCAUCGCAGCAAGUGACCCGGACAUGGUUGCCACACUCCCGAACACGGCCUACAAAAUACAGUCCAUCAAUAACUAUUCCUCUAUCCUUCGUGCUGCAAGUGUCGAUCUGCUGGGUCAUCACUUCUUCCAAGGUUCGACACCAGUUUUCAACCUUGACACCACGCCGUCGCAGCAGUACGGGAUCGCAUUCACCAAAGUGCAAAAGAAAGUAGACGCACCAUCCGACUCGGUGCAGGGUGAUAAUGGGGCCGUAGAGUGGCUUUAUCUAUCGACUAUAAGUGGCACCGUUGGAGACUAUAAGAGCGUCUAUCGGGUGAAUACGGCCGGAGGAGCAGCGCCCAAGACAUGUGAGAAUAUGCCGUCGGUUAUUGAAGUUCAGUAUGCGGCAAAUUAUUAUUUCUAUGGGGAAGGAUCGUGAGGGUUAGCCUUUAUAUGGGGGGGUUUGUACAUAGAUUAACAUGAACUUGAUUGGACCUUGUUACUUU
This is a messenger RNA of Aspergillus glaucus CBS 516.65, 1135 nucleotides long. RefSeq lists its product as uncharacterized. The transcript is spliced from 2 exons. The record is from RefSeq and is a predicted model, not a curated record. The coding region runs from base 328 to 1068 and encodes 246 amino acids. NCBI's taxonomy places the organism in Eukaryota, Fungi, Ascomycota, Eurotiomycetes, Eurotiales, Aspergillaceae.